AUGGGUUGCAUGCACGCUUCUGGGAAGGGCUUGUCCCAGUCAGCUUUACCAUACCGACGGAGUGUGCCUACAUGGCUCAAACUAACAUCCAAUGAUGUUAAAGAACAAAUUUACAAACUGGCAAAGAAGCGCCUGACCCCAUCACAGAUUGGUGUGAUCCUUAGGGAUUCCCAAAGUGUGGCCCAGGUGCAUUUUGUGACUGGGAACAAGAUGCUCAGGAUCCUGAAGUCUAGGGGACUUGCUCCAGACUUUCUAGAGGAUUUGUAUCACUUGAUCAAGACUGCUGUGGCUGUCCGCAAACACUUGGAGAGGAACAGGAAGGAUAAAGAUGCCAAAUUCCUUUUGAUUCUUAUUGGAAACAGAAUCCACAGGCUGGCUCAUUACUACAAGCCCAAGAGGGUACUUUCUCCCAAUUGGAAGUAUGAAUCCUCCACAGCUUCAGCACUGGUAGCUUAA
Messenger RNA from Carcharodon carcharias (great white shark), 456 nucleotides. Its product is annotated as 40S ribosomal protein S13-like. The transcript has a single exon. The record is from RefSeq and is a predicted model, not a curated record. Gene Ontology annotation, biological process: translation. Gene Ontology annotation, cellular component: nucleolus; cytosolic small ribosomal subunit; ribosome. NCBI's taxonomy places the organism in Eukaryota, Metazoa, Chordata, Chondrichthyes, Lamniformes, Lamnidae. Gene Ontology annotation, molecular function: small ribosomal subunit rRNA binding; structural constituent of ribosome. Bases 1 to 456 code for a protein of 151 amino acids.